Messenger RNA from Vanrija pseudolonga, 319 nucleotides. RefSeq lists its product as uncharacterized. NCBI's taxonomy places the organism in Eukaryota, Fungi, Basidiomycota, Tremellomycetes, Trichosporonales, Trichosporonaceae. The record is from RefSeq and is a predicted model, not a curated record. The coding region runs from base 56 to 301 and encodes 81 amino acids. The transcript is spliced from 4 exons.
CGACGACACCGCGCCCACGGCCAGCCCAGCCACGCCCCACCACCACCCACACACCAUGUCGUACGCGCCGCAGCAACCGCAGGGAUACUACAACGGCCAGCCGCCGUACACGCCCCAGACGGGCUUUGCGCCGCCCCCGCAAGGGCAGUACCCAUACAACCCGGGCAUGCAGCCCCAGCCGCAGGUCGUCGUCAUCCAGCAGGAGCAGCAGCGCCCGUCGGCGGCGUCGCAGGCAGGCUGUCUCGGCCUGGGCAUGGGCCUGUGCUGCUGCCUCGAGUGCUGCGCCUCGACCGUGGCAUGAUGAUGGUGUUGAUAGAGC